CACGCUUGUUCUUCCCUCUCCUACCACUCCACUCCCUCCCUACCCUCUACUUCCUUUCAAACACAUUUCUUCUUCAAAAUGGCUCCUCUGAAGGUCGGAAUCAUCGGUGUCGGUCGCAUCGGCCGCUGCCACUGCGCUUCCGUGGCGUCCGUCCCCACCAAGGCCACCGUGAGCAUGAUCUGCGACAUCUACCAGCCCGCCCUCGACGAGGUCUCGGCGAUCUUCCACGUGCCCAAGACCACCAACGACCCCAUCGAGCUCAUCAACGACCCCGACGUGGAGGCUGUAGUGAUCUGCUCUCCCACCGACCAGCACGCGGGCCAGAUCAUGGCCGCCGCUAAGGCUGGCAAGAUGAUCUUCUGCGAGAAGCCCAUCUCCCUCAGCCUCGAGAUCAUCGACGAGGUUGCGGCCGUCGUGAAGGAAGCGGGCGUGAUGUGCUUCGUGGCGUUCCAGAGACGCUUCGACGCGAACUUCAUGCGCCUCAAGGAGGCCGUCACUGGCGGGGAGGUGGGGGACGUGCACAUGAUGCACAUCGUUUCCCGGGACCCCUCGCCGCCGCCGGUGAACUACAUCAAGGCGUCCGGAGGUCUGCACAACGAUAUGGCUGUGCACGACUUCGACAUGGCUCGUUUCCUCGCCGGGUCCGAAGUCGCCGAGGUGUACUGCAAGGGCAGCUGCAAGGUCGACCCCGCCAUCGGCGAGGCCGGCGACAUCGACACCAGCCUGGCCAUGCUCACCUUCGAGAACGGGGUGGUGGCCACCGUGGACAACAGCCGAAAGGCCACGUACGGAUACGACCAGCGGGUGGAGGUCUUCGGCUCCAAGGGCAUGAUCCAGAGCAACAACAAGCACGCCAACACCUGCGUGGUGUCGAACGACGAGUCGGUCUCCACCUGCAAGGCCAUGGCGUUCUUCAUGGACAGGUACGCUGACGCUUACCGCAACGAGAUGGUGGCGUUCGUGGACUGCGCCCACGAGGGCAAGGCUACGCCCGUCGGGGUGGAGGACGGAAGGGCUGCGUACCUCAUCGGAAAGGCGGCCAAGCAGUCCAUGGAGACCGGCCUGCCCGUCAAGGUAGCAGACAUGUCGUGAACCGACGCGGGUGGAAGGCCUCGAAGCAUGCUUUGACGAGCCAAAUUGAGCACCGCCAGAGAGGGGGCACAACGGAUGGUGUCGGGAGGGGUGUGUCGGGGCAUCCGCGGUGUUCUUGACGCGCCGGUGUCCACAAAAUGCUUGCACGAAUCGCGUGUUGUGACGCCUGCUGGUGCGUGCGGUCGCCUUGGCACAAACUUUUUUGUUUAUUUGUUAUUUUUUCCCCACCGGGAGCGGAUCUGCAUAGAACACAGCCGUUCAGAUCCUCUCGCUCCCCCGUUGGCUGGCGCUCCUUUUUUCUUGUCCACACGUCCACACGUGGCUGAGGUUCGAGCUCCGAGGAAAGGCUGUCGGUAAGGCAGCCGCCGAGGGUCUGCAUCAUCCCGGAAGCACACACUUCUCAGUCGACGUUCACGUCCGUCGCAUGUUGCUUGAACGCGUUACUGCCAUUUUCUGAGUGCCGGUUGCGUCGCCCCGAUUAGUGCCGGGAAAGUUUUUGAAGAAGGGGCUGUUGUUGCGGCUGACUCUCCUUCGAUACGAGUGAGGGCUAUAAUAGUAGGAGAGAGAGAUGUAUCUCCGAGAGAAUGCCGCCCGCAGCAUCUCUCGAUACGGCAACACCGCCGCCGCAACCACCGCCAGACUUGACGACGAACACCUUCGUCCCGCGGUGUUCAACACAGCCCAGCCAGAGUCACGAGUUCGGAAGCCCCCGUCAGGCGGUCUGAAGUUAUGGUCUCAAGGCUAAGUAGAAAGGAAACACUUGAAUGGU
Messenger RNA from Ectocarpus siliculosus, 1861 nucleotides. NCBI's taxonomy places the organism in Eukaryota, Phaeophyceae, Ectocarpales, Ectocarpaceae. The record is from the annotation of a GenBank genome assembly.